This is a messenger RNA of Staurois parvus, 343 nucleotides long. The record is from the annotation of a GenBank genome assembly. Lineage: Eukaryota; Metazoa; Chordata; Amphibia; Anura; Ranidae.
UCAUGCUGCUGCCAGGUCCAGAGUCUGUCAUGGGUCCCUGUACGGCCUCCCAUUGCUGCUGUCUCCAUCGCCACACUCUGCCAUGUGCCACUUUCAGGUCUCCUCACACUGCUGGUGUGUUCCAUUUUUUUGUCAUAGGGUGCUGGCAGAUUACGGGCCUCCCAUAGCUGCUGCCAGGCCCCUAAUCUGCCAUGGGCCCCUAUACCGCCUCCUCAUGCUGCUGCCAGGUCCAGAGUCUCUCAUGGGUCCCUGUACGGCCUCCCAUUGCUGCUGUCUCCAUCGCCACACUCUGCCAUGUGCCACUUUCAGGUCUCCUCACACUGCUGGUGGGUUCCAUUUUUUG